AUUUUUUUGAACUACACAACAUCGACAAUUCAUUCAAAUCAUUGUUAUCUACAUAGAUAAUUGUGAUUGUGAUGCUUAUCAAAAAUCAUUUUACAAUUAUGUUUUCACUAUUGUACACUACCGUCUACAAUUAGUAGUACAAGUACAAUUGCAGUAAGCCAGAAAUUGACAACGUUCCUAUUUUAUAUUAAAGUGUUGAAUUUCGAAUUUCAACGUUAAAACAAUCAUAUUUCUCUAGCUGAAAUCCACUUGUAUUUAUUAUUUGUAAAAAUAUCGUUGGUAAUAUGGAGGAGUUGAAUUACGAGAAAAGCAAAAAUUAUUGGUCCAAUGUUUCCCCUUCCGUGGACAGCAUGCUCGGGGGAUACUCUUGUUUGACCAGUAUGGAUAUCAGAGAUUCGAAUAUUUUUCUGAAACAUUUGUUCCGCAUGAAAAACGGUCCAUCCAAUGUGAGAGUUUUGGAUUGUGGUGCUGGUAUUGGUAGAAUAACCGAAAAUCUUUUGUGCAAACACUUUAAGUAUGCGGAUUUGUUGGAACAAGAUGAAAAGUUUUUAAAAACAGCUAAACAAAAAUUACAAGGGACCAAUGUGGACAACUUUUAUUGCUGUGGUAUGUUUAUUUAUCAUUAUUUCAAUUUUUAAUAGUUUUAAAGAAAGAAUGAAUAAGUAUUCAUUCUUACUUACAAACAAAAUUUUGUCUAGGGCUACAAGAAUUUAUGCCUAUUAACUAUCAACAAUAUGAUGUUAUAUGGAUUCAAUGGGUUCUUGGUUAUAUUACUGAUGAUGAUUUAGUUAAAUUUUUGAAAAGAUGUUGGUAAUGAAAAAAAUUAUUAAUCUUUUGGUUUUAGUAUAUUACCACAGAAUAAAAUAACUGUAUUUAAUUUAUUUUUAUUUUAGCAAAUUAUUAAGCAAAAAUGGUGUUAUAGUCGUUAAAGAAAAUAUAUCCCAACUGGAAGAAGGAGAUCUAGAUUCACAGGAUAGUUCAAUAACACGAAGUUUUUUAAAAUUCUGUCAAAUAUUUGAGCAAGCAAAUUUAAUAUGUACAGCAAAAAAAACACAACAAAAUUUUCCAUCAGAACUUUACCAGGUUGAAAUGUUUGCUCUGAAACCAGCUAAUUCAGAGUAAAUUUGGUGGCUUUACUAACCAAAUAAUAUUCAUGAUCUUCUCAAAUGCCAAAUUGAAUUUGUUUUUGAUCCAGACUAAAAUUGUUUAAAAUUACUGAGUAGUAUUUAUUAUAAUUUCUCAAGUACAAAUAAAAAUACAUGCCAUC
Messenger RNA from Cinara cedri, 1267 nucleotides. NCBI's taxonomy places the organism in Eukaryota, Metazoa, Arthropoda, Insecta, Hemiptera, Aphididae. The record is from the annotation of a GenBank genome assembly.